GUCGACCAGUUCACUUUAUUACUAGUCUUCUCUGAUGCCCUGAUGUUUCUGCCAUCGAUCGCUUCCUCCUGUGUUCAGACCUGCAGAAGAAUACAACUAGGAGGUUUCAUCCCACGGCCCAGCCUGUUUGCUUCAGGUCCAUCCAUCCUCUCUGCUCCAGUCCUCCACCUUGUGUCUGUCUCUGGAUCAGCACACUCUUCUGCAUUGUUAGUUCCACAGACUGAACUCCAUGGACCAAUCGUCAUGAGACUCAGCAGCAACCCCCUGUCCUUGCUUCGUCCCUUCCUACAGCCCCCGCCCCCACCUGUGUUCCAUCGGUGCUGCCCGUCAACGCUCUUGGCCAAUGGGAGCACAACAUCAUGCAGACGUGUCAGCACAGAUGGCCCCACCUGUCAGUCUGUGGUUGGUCAGGACUCAGUGGAGGUGCUGGGCCACUCCUUCCCCCGUGACCACUUCACCAAUGUGACACCGAAGGUCUUGUCUAAGGUUGGCCGCAACCUGCACAACCAGGCCCACCACCCUCUGUGGCUGAUUAAGGAGCGGAUCAAGGCCCAUUUCUACAGUGCCUACACUGGCCGCUGGGGCACUCCACUGUUCUCCGUUCAUGACAACCUGAGCCCCGUGGUGACUGUGGAGCAGAACUUUGACAGCUUGCUGAUCCCGCCCGACCACCCAAGCAGGAAACCUGGAGACAACUACUACCUGAACAGAACAACGAUGCUCCGCGCACACACCUCCGCCCACCAGAGCGAGAUGGUGAGGUCUGGUCUGGAUGCGUUCCUAUUGGCUGGAGACGUUUACCGGCGGGAUGAGAUCAAUGCCAGUCACUACCCCGUCUUCCACCAGAUGGAGGGAGUCCGACUCUUCUCCAGCCAUGAGCUCUUCUCUAAGGUGAAGAAUGGGGAGGAGCUGUCUCUGUUUGAGAGCGGCGGUCGAAGGACGCCUCACAAACAGGAGAUGCACACGCUGGAAGCCGUGAAGCUGGUGGAGUUUGACCUGAAGCGCACACUGACUCGACUCGUCACUCACCUGUUUGGAGAAGAUCUGGAGGUCAGAUGGGUCGACUGUUACUUCCCCUUCACUCACCCCUCCUUUGAGAUGGAAGUGCGUUUCCAGGACGACUGGAUGGAGGUGCUGGGCUGCGGAGUGAUGGAGCAGGAGCUACUGAACUCUUCAGGGGCAGGCAACAAGCUGGGCUGGGCUUUCGGCCUUGGACUGGAGAGACUGGCCAUGGUCCUGUACAGCAUCCCGGAUAUCAGGCUGUUCUGGAGCCAGGACGAGCGCUUCCUCAAGCAGUUCAGAGUGCAGGACAUCCACCAGCCCAUCUGCUUCCAGCUGCUCAGUAAAUACCCACCCCUGCACAAUGACAUCUCCUUCUGGCUGCCAGGGAGCAGAGGGAGUGAGGAGGGGCGAGAGAGCUUCACUCAGAACGACUUCUACGAGCUGGUGCGCUCCGUCGGAGGAGACCUGGUGGAGAAAGUGUCGCUGGUGGACGAGUUCACGCACCCAAAAACCGGGAGGCGGAGUCUGUGUUACCGCAUCGUCUACCGUCACAUGGAGCAUACUUUGACCCAGCAGGAGGUUCGGCUCAUCCACCAGCAAAUUGAACGUGCUGCUGAGGUCGAGUUGGGUGUGCAGGGCAGAUACUGAGACACACACUUACUGAUAUCUAUAUACACACACUCAGCAGCUCUGGGUGUGUGUGUGCUUCAUGCCUCUGUAGCUGUGAUAUUUCACUGCAGAAAAAGUGUGCUGACAUUAAUACAGACACGUGACACCAGCACAUCGUCCUGGCUGUGUUCUCUCCUUAUCAGUGUUGUACCCGGUACUUUUUACCAUACUGACUCUGAGAGACGAGACAGUCCAAGUAACUUCAAAACA
This is a messenger RNA of Monopterus albus (swamp eel), 1881 nucleotides long. It is a transcript of the gene fars2, whose product is annotated as phenylalanyl-tRNA synthetase 2, mitochondrial. Gene Ontology annotation, molecular function: ATP binding; phenylalanine-tRNA ligase activity; tRNA binding. Lineage: Eukaryota; Metazoa; Chordata; Actinopteri; Synbranchiformes; Synbranchidae. Gene Ontology annotation, cellular component: cytoplasm; mitochondrion. The coding region runs from base 43 to 1650 and encodes 535 amino acids. The transcript has 11 exons. The record is from RefSeq and is a predicted model, not a curated record. Gene Ontology annotation, biological process: phenylalanyl-tRNA aminoacylation.